UGAACUUUGUCCGUUCGUCCAAAAUCCUUUCAGCCUCGCACAUCUGACGUGCAGGAAGCUCCAUAUCAACGGCUUCAGUUGUGUCGUCUAGUCCAGUAUGGCUUGUGGCGUGAAAGUUCUCGUAUUACUAACAGUAACCUAUGUACUGAGUGAUGCACUGUUAUAUGAAAAUGGAAGAUCUUACAGAUAUAAUUAUGAAACAUCAGUGUUUUUCAACGAUUUGGACAAUAAAGGAGGCAAAUAUUCACAGAAAGGAACUGGAUUCCAUUUACAGAUGGAUGUUGAUGUGUCUCCUGUUUUUCAGUUUGAUGAUUCACAGCUUUUCAGAGUGAAAAUAACCAGUGCAAAGGUCACAAGUGCUUCAAGAGUAAAUCAAGAAAAGAUAUUAGGAUCUCUGUUGAAGUAUCCUUUAUAUUUUGAAUUGAAUAAAGAUACAGUAAACAGUGUGUAUCUAACAGAACCUGAUUGCAUAUUCUGUACAAAUAUUAAAAAAGGUAUAGCAGCACUUUUCCAGUUGCAAGAAGAAUCUGGAAAACGAACAGAGGUAGAUGUAUCAGGAGAAUGUUCUGCAGUAUACGAAAAAUUGUCUUCCAAUUCAAUUCUCAAAACAAAGAAAGAUUGUAAUAACAUAGAAAUAGCUGGACAAUUUUCUUCAAGCAAUGAGGCACUUAAAGUAUCUGUUAAUAGUACAACAACAUUUAAUUAUGAUCUAAACAAUGGUAUUAUAAAUAAAGUUUCCAGUUUGAAUACUGCUGUAAGCAUAGUAAAUAUAAGAAAAUCCAUCAAUGGAGCUGCAACAUCGAGUCAGAUUUUUACAUUAAAAAACAGUUCUUCUACAUCCAAUAUCAUCAAAGCUAAUUCCAUACAAGAAGCUGUUGGUGUAGCAGAAAAAGAAAUUGGGAAAAGUCUUAUUUUGUCAUUGUUACCAAGUGGAUCAGAGAUCUGGCAGUGUGGUCCUAAAUGUCAACCGGCUACAUCGUUAGCUGUUUCUUUAAAAGAUGAUUUAGUAAAUGAUAAAAUUGCCAGUCUUUCUUCAGCUAAAGCAUUUUUAAAAAUGGUUAAAAGUUUUAGAAACAGUGGGAAAAAUACAAUUGCUGAGGUUUUUUCAAGCCCUGAGAGUUAUUAUAUUAUACCUCAGCUAAUAGAUAUAGCAGCAGCUACGCAAACAGGUCCAGCACAUCAAGCUUUGAUGGAACUAUUAAACUUUGAUGAUGAUUCUGGUUUAGCUUAUGUGGAACGAUAUUUUCUAGCUGUUGCUUAUGUUACUCAUCCUGAUGAUUUUAUACUGAAAGAUAUGCUGAAAAUAUCCACUCAGAUACCGAUAGACUCUCCUAUCAAAGAACCAUUAUUAUUGUCAAUGAGUGCUGUUUUAUAUACAUACUGUCAAAUACCUCAACAAAGAGAGCAUCAGGUUGUUAAAGAUAUAAAAUCCAUGUUAUUGAAUAAUAUAACAAACUGUAAAGAUGAAGUUUGUGAACUGAUGUUUCUAAGAGCUCUAGGAAAUGCUGCAUUACCAGAAUCUAUGGUGCUGUUGUUGAAAUAUGCAGAAGAAUCUAAAACUACUAUGAUGUCAUUUACUGCUAUUAAUUCAUUAAGGAGAAUAUCACAAUCAUAUUAUACAGCUGAGCAUCGAAGAUCUCUGAUAAGAAUAUUUUAUCAGAAUAUAAAAGCCUAUGAUAGCAGUGUAAGGGUUGCAGCAUUAAAUGCUCUUUUAAGAGCUGGCAUCUCACUAGAAGAACUAAAAGAAAUUUUACAAACUUGCAAAAAUCAAGAAGAAUUUGAAAUAUCAACUUACAUAUUAAAGAGAAUAUUUGAUGAAGCUGAAUUGAACAUGAAUCUCAAAAAAACAUUAGAAUUACUGCUCCGAGAAGCUAAUGUGAACAAUUACAACAUUUUAAGCCAAAAUGGAAAAUCUAGUGCCUUGACUAGUUAUUUAGCAAAUACUCAGGAAACUAAUGGUACAUAUACAUUGUCAUUUGAAACAACAAAUGGUGGUAUAAUGAAAAGAAGUGGCAUGGUUGUAAACUUGAUGGGUGAAAAUUGGAAACAACCAUUUAUGCAUUUUGAUAUAUAUGCUGAGGGUUUGGAAUCUCUGGUAGGUUCAGAAGCUGAAGUAGAAGAGCCAGUGGAUGAGGAGAUAGAAGAGGAGUCUGUUGAGGAAAACGUAAUUGAACCUACAGCAGGAAUGUCAUUAACAUUGUUAGAUGUAUUAUUAAAACAGAUAGAAUUUUUCAGAGGUACAACAGGUCUAAUGUCUGCAGCAUGGAAUGCUCCAUCAGAACUAACAUCAGCUUUUCAGGUUAAUUUAUUACUACAAGAUCACUCAGAAAGAGUUCACUUAUCAAAUGGUAUGAUAGUGGAUAUACAAGUUCAAGGUGUGGCCUCCUUAGAUCUAUCAGGACUUGUCAGCAUAAGUUUAUGGAGCAGAAAUUCACAUUCUGUUAUUAAAAAUAGUGGUGGUAUAUAUCUAGAAGGUACAAUGAAAUUAGAUUCAUCUAUCAUAAAAGCAGGUAUAACAUUCACAGGUGAAGGUGAAUCAGUAAUAGACUUUGUCACGGAUGCAGAUUUUUAUGAAAUGCCUUUAAAGCUCUGUCUUCAAAUGGAACGCCCAGAGUUUAUAUUCAGGCAAAAAAUAAAAAGAUAUGAAAAAUUAAAGGGACUCAAUAAAUACAUGGUCAACUAUCAACGAAAUGUUACAAUUCCAUCAAAAUCAUUCCUUUUAAAUAAAGCCAAUUCACUCCAAUGUAUUAAAAUGUUCCAGGAUCAGGAAUGAUCAAAGGAAUUGAAUUUGCAGUAUUAUCAAACACUUUUAAUAAUAUAUAUUAAAUAAAACCUUGUGCCAAAUAAUUUGUGGGUAAAAGAUCAAUUUUAUUAUGACAGACUAUUUUAUAUUCUAUAUUAUACAUGAUAGUAUGUACUGUAUUAUGAACUUUUUUUAUGUCGAACAAUUAUGUGAUUGUAUUGUCAAAAUAAAGUUAAAC
Molecule: messenger RNA, 2981 nt
Organism: Patella vulgata (common limpet)
Lineage: Eukaryota; Metazoa; Mollusca; Gastropoda; Patellidae
Product: microsomal triglyceride transfer protein large subunit
Exons: 19
Coding region: 98-2773 (891 amino acids)
Biological process (GO): lipid transport; lipoprotein metabolic process
Cellular component (GO): endoplasmic reticulum; Golgi apparatus; basolateral plasma membrane
Molecular function (GO): lipid binding
Source: RefSeq, a predicted model, not a curated record